AUGUCGUUAGCUCCGCUUCCAGAAUCGCUCAAUCCGUUACUUGACGAGUACUUGGUUCCAGGUAGCUUAAGCAAGCCUUUUGUGACGUUGACCUACGCGCAGUCCCUUGAUUCUAAGAUCUCUUCACUGGUGGGAGUUCAAACUAAGAUUUCACACGUUGAAACCAAAACAUUGACUCACCAUAUAAGGUCCAGGCAUGACUCCAUACUAGUUGGAAUAGGUACAGUUUUGGCAGAUGAUCCAAAAUUGAAUUGUCGUUUAGGUGGCGACUCUAGUUCAUCUCCACGGCCAGUAAUUAUAGAUCCAAAAGGAAGGUGGAACUAUGCUAGCUCGCAGCUUAGAAAGAUCGUUGAUAACAAGAAUGGAAAAGCUCCUUUUAUAGUGACGGACCUGUCAGAGUCAAUAGGAGGUGAAUCAUUGAAAGUUUUGGAACAACAGGGUGGUAAGCAGAUCAAGCUACCUCUUCAGGAAAAAAGAUAUGAAAAUUGGGACAUAAUAUUAUCUAGUUUAUAUGAAUUGGGAAUUAAAUCUGUAAUGGUUGAAGGCGGAGCUACCGUGAUUAAUGAUUUACUUGCAUACAAAAACAAAGAUGGAAGGACAUUGAUAGAUUCUCUCAUCAUUACCAUUGGGCCAGUUUUCUUGGGCAGAAAUGGCGUUGAUGUAAGUCCUUCGGAACAUGUUGAUCUCAAUAAAGUUAAGUGGUGGACUGGAAUACAAGACAGCGUUUUAUUCGCCAAAGUAGUACUGAAUUAG
This is a messenger RNA of Priceomyces carsonii, 753 nucleotides long. RefSeq names its product 2,5-diamino-6-(ribosylamino)-4(3H)-pyrimidinone 5'-phosphate reductase. Gene Ontology annotation, molecular function: 5-amino-6-(5-phosphoribosylamino)uracil reductase activity. Gene Ontology annotation, biological process: riboflavin biosynthetic process. The transcript has a single exon. Bases 1 to 753 code for a protein of 250 amino acids. NCBI's taxonomy places the organism in Eukaryota, Fungi, Ascomycota, Pichiomycetes, Serinales, Debaryomycetaceae. The record is from RefSeq and is a predicted model, not a curated record.